GGCGAGUUCGGCUCGCCCCGCCCCCACCGGCUGCCCGGCGCGGCCCUCCAUGUGCGGUCGGCCGGCCGGGCUCUCCUCCCGCAGGCGGAUGGGUGACCUCUUCCCGGCGCGGGCAGGCUGUGCGAGGCGGCCGAGCGGGCGAUGAAGAAGAAGCAGCAGCAUCCCGGCGGCGGCGGCGGCGGCGCGGAUGCCUGGCCCCAUGGGGCCCCUCUGGGGGGCGCCCCUCCGGGCCCGGGCAGCUGGAAGCGCCGGCUCCCCCUGCUGCCUUUCCUGCGCUUCUCCCUCCGGGACUACGGUUUCUGCAUGGCCACCCUGCUGCUCUUCUGCCUAGGCUCCCUCUUCUAUCAGCUCAGCGGGGGACCCCCGCGCUUCCUGCUGGACCUGCGACAGUAUUUGGGAAAUUCCACUUACUUGGAUGACCAUGGGCCACCUCCUAGUAAGGUACUACCAUUCCCGAGCCAGGUGGUAUACAACAGAGUGGGCAAGUGUGGGAGUCGCACUGUGGUCUUGCUUCUGAGGAUCUUGUCUGAGAAGCAUGGAUUCAAUUUGGUCACUUCAGACAUUCACAACAAAACCAGGCUUACUAAAAAUGAACAAAUGGAACUGAUUAAAAAUAUAAGUACUGCCGAACAGCCCUAUUUAUUCACUCGACAUGUUCAUUUCCUCAACUUCUCAAGGUUUGGAGGAGACCAGCCUGUCUACAUCAACAUCAUUAGAGACCCCGUCAACCGGUUUUUAUCCAACUAUUUUUUCCGUCGCUUUGGAGACUGGAGAGGAGAACAGAAUCACAUGAUCCGCACCCCCAGCAUGAGGCAGGAGGAGCGCUACCUGGAUAUCAAUGAGUGUAUCCUUGAGAACUACCCUGAGUGCUCCAACCCCAGGUUAUUUUACAUCAUUCCGUAUUUUUGUGGACAGCAUCCCAGAUGCAGGGAGCCUGGUGAGUGGGCCCUUGAAAGAGCAAAACUGAACGUGAAUGAAAACUUCCUGCUUGUGGGGAUUCUUGAAGAGUUGGAAGAUGUGCUGCUUUUACUGGAAAGAUUUUUACCUCAUUACUUCAAGGGUGUGCUCAGUAUCUACAAAAACCCAGAACAUAGGAAACUUGGGAACAUGACUGUGACCGUGAAGAAGACUGUCCCCUCUCCUGAGGCCGUGCAGAUCCUCUACCAGCGAAUGAGAUACGAGUACGAGUUCUACCACUAUGUCCGAGAGCAGUUCCACCUGCUGAAGCGCAAGUUCGGACUUAAGUCUCACGUCAGCAAUCCCCCUCUGAGACCACAUUUGUUUAUUCCAACUCCACUGGAAACCGAGGAGCCAAUUGAUGAUGAGGAACAAGAUGAUGAAAAGUGGUUAGAAGAUAUUUAUAAGAGGUGAUGCAACACUGCGUUGCCUCCUAUGCCUUUAUCUCCCUUUCCAGAAAGUUUUUUGUUUGGAGAAAAAAAAAAAUCCUUAAGGGACUAAAUUAAUGCUCGGCUGCAUUAAAAAGAACAAAACAUUCCCACAUGUUGGGGUCAUUGGGAGAUGCCCGGUUUUGCGGGUUUUAUUUGUUUAAUUUUAUUAUGUGUUUUUCUUGGCUCCUUAGGUCCUUCCCAGGUACACUAGAUGGUUCCAUCACAAGACAUCUUGUCAUAAAAUAGCUUUUUUUCUGCUAGUAUAAUGGGAAAAAGGGAGAUAAAUACGCUCCAUGGCCCAAUAAUUUAUCAUUUGUAAAAUAACUUGUAAAAACAUUACCUCAGUGGUAGGAGACAUCCAGAUUUGUAUAUUUCAGUAGAAAUACAAAACCACUUUAGAGACUAGGGCAUCUAUCUAGAAGGAUCUAAGAGGAGAAGGGAAGUCAGACAAUGAGGACAUCAAAAGAGAAGAUGUCCCUGGACAAGUGGUUUCUACCCACAUUGGAUAGAAUUCUGCCUCUGGUCCAUCUCAGGGGACACCUUCACCAACAGCAGUGUACUUAUCUCUGAAAGAGCAAGUUGGCUUGUGCCACCUCCCCAAGCAAUCCAGAGCCUUGAGCCCCUUUCAAAGGUCAAAGUGCAUGGCAACCUGCAUUGAGGCAUUCCGUCUGCAAGCACCAUCCUAACAGAUUGCAAAGCAGCAGAACAGGGAAAAGAAUUUGCAGCAUAAGAAGGAGUGUAGGCAAGACAGAUAAAAUCUGGAGGUCAUGAGGCAUCAGGAAAAGGGCAUGGUCUCGUCCUUUCAACCCAAUAUGAAACAUCUGUCUCCCUGGUAUUGCUUUAAAUGGAUGCCUCCAGGAACCAGUUUAGUUCUAGCACUUGACAGACUUAGAGGUUCUAAGUCUGACCACAGAUAAUGCGUGAUCUAUCAGUCACACUCCUGAACCAAGUGGGGUCCCAUAGUGCUUGGUAUGUUUCACCUUCUAGUCCCUUAAGAAGAACGUGAUUUCAGUAAGAAGGGGUACUGAGUUCUGUGCAGGCAGCAAUAGAACUACAGUCUUACUUCUUAAGGUACCAGCUCACUCCUGAGCAUCCUUACUGGGGACAUCAAGAAGAGAAGAACCAAGAGCUUCUUGGUAAAAGACUGCUUGACCAGCUUUAUGAGGAGGUGGCUGUCCCCUGUGUGAUCUGAGUAGAUGUUGGGCAGUUCCACUGCCCCGAAGUAUCUCUUCUCCCCACCUCCCAUCCCUAUCACCUGCUGCCUGUCAGUGAUGCCUUUGUCCAGUCAUUAGAGCUGUUUUUUUGGAUUCUCAAGUGUUUUCACUUCUUAAAAAACCCAAGUGAAACCACAUACACACCCAGGUGGAUAAUACAUAGCUAGCUGAGAAGCAGGGGUGCAGGUGGUGGGAGCAGGGAAUGCAACCAGGAAGGACACAUACAACUAGUUUUGCCUACUGCAUACAUUUUCCCCUUGAGCCAGCCCUCCAAGCACACUGUCAAAGUGUGAGUUGGAAAUAUUUAAUAGUGACUAAGACUCUGACUUUACACAAGCUACACAUUUUCUACUUUUCAGAAACAAACAAGUCUCUCUAGAAUUUUUUCUUCCUUCACUACAAUUGGAUGGUAGCCAAGAUAUAAAGCAAGCCAUUUGGAACCUGUCAAGUGCACACUAAAACUGCUUUAUCAUGAGAUGUAUUAAGAAGGCUCCAGCCCCCGAGGAACCCGGUGGAGGCUGGCACCAUCAGAGACACAAAAUCCAGCCCUUGGCCACUUGUGGGCCUUCUUUCUGCCCCCAGAGAACUGGGGCAGAGAAGUGAUUAAAGGAAAUGUUCUUAGAAGAGGAAAUAUCCUUUGUCCUGUUCAGAGAGACCAGGGCCCUCCUGUUUAUUAAGGCAUACUUUAGAAAGCAGCCCAGAAAACAGCUGUCGGAUUCAAAACAAGAACAAGGACCGCUGCCUGGUAUGUUGUGAGUCAUUUCUAUGAAAUUACAUAUAAAGAAUAAGAUUAGUGUACACACUGUGCAAUCUCAUAAUCUGAAAAUUAAGUUGAGCUUCACCUUAGGAGGAAAGGCUCUGCUGUUGUCAGAAUAUAGGAACCGUUGGUCAUUUAAAAAAAUCCAUCCUCUUAGGACAGGUUCACGUGGGCACUUCUCCCUGUGUUUGAAGACGUGUAUUCAGCAGGGAUCCUCUAUAACGUAACAACAAAAGAUGUUGACUGACUGACUUGCAGGGCCCUAAUGUUAUUUUGGCCCAACAAACAGCCCCGAGGUUAUGCCUCUUCUCCCUGAAAGCAAAGGCAUUUCAUCAAUUUAUCUGGAGCACAUGACAAAGUUUCUUUGGCUCUGGGCCCAACACAAUUUGUACUUCAUGAAAUAUAUUGUACAUUUUACAUAGUUUAAUUUAAAAAAUACAUUUUAAGCUGGUUAAUCUUUGACUGCCUUAUUUAUUAUAACCUUUCAGCACAUUCCAAGGUUUUAGUUACUCAGGAAGGAGUUAAUUAAAAUGAUUUUAUUUUGGUCUGAUGGAUGUUUUUUAAAAGGAAAAUUAUUAUUAUAAACCUUUAGCCUACUUUCCUUGAGUGCCGUAAAAGUGCUUGUAAGUCUGUUUUUCUUUUUUUAAAGAAGAAAGGAAAAAAAAAUGGUGUUUGAUGGAAAUUCGAAAAUAUAUAUGGAACUGAAGCAUUAGCUUAGCUAAAAUAAAAGCAAUCUGUGUUUGAGAUGAAGUGUCCCUUAAUUUAUUCAUUAUCCACAUAAAUAAAUGAAUAUAAAUAAGUUGGAUUUUUUUCUCCGUUCUGUUGAUAGCUGGAAAUAAAAGUACCUGCAGUUACUCACAGUACCCUCAGCCUUCUUAAUUGGUCAAGCUUUCCCUCCCCGCCCCUCAAAAUGUGAUUUUGAAAUUCUGUAUUUUAAAAAAAUCUCUAAACUUUUAUUCUGGAAAUUAUAUGACACCAAAAAAGGUGGCUGAA
This is a messenger RNA of Trichechus manatus latirostris (Florida manatee), 4352 nucleotides long. It is a transcript of the gene UST, whose product is annotated as uronyl 2-sulfotransferase. The transcript has 8 exons. NCBI's taxonomy places the organism in Eukaryota, Metazoa, Chordata, Mammalia, Sirenia, Trichechidae. Gene Ontology annotation, molecular function: sulfotransferase activity. Gene Ontology annotation, cellular component: membrane. The record is from RefSeq and is a predicted model, not a curated record. Bases 142 to 1371 code for a protein of 409 amino acids.